CCCGACCCGGCCCAUUUCUAUGAAGUAGAACGGGUCAAACAUUCCGUUUAAAUCGUUAAAUCUGCUCUUAUAAAUCAGUCAGGGUAUCAAGCUCUGAAGGGCUCUAAUGGCGUCUGGCACAGAGAGUGAUGAAGCCUCUGACACCCAAGAAAUUUACAAAGACCCAGAUGAUGGGAGGCAGCGAUUCUUGCUUGAAUUGGAGUUCAUACAAUGCCUCGCUAAUCCCACUUAUAUCCACUAUUUGGCUCAAAAUCGGUACUUUGAAGAUGAGGCCUUCAUUGGGUACUUGAAGUAUCUUCAGUACUGGCAGCGUCCUGAGUACACUAAGUUCAUAAUGUACCCUCAUUGCUUGUUUUUCCUUGAGCAACUCCAAAAUGCAAACUUUCGCAACGCAAUGGCACAUCCUGCCAACAAGGAAUUGGCGCAUAGGCAGCAAUUCUACUUCUGGAAAAACUAUAGGCACAACCGUUUGAAACACAUAUUACCGAGACCUCUUCCUGAACCUGAAGCUGCACCCCCUGCUUCUGCUCCGCCUCAGCUAGCAUUGCCUCCUGUUCCACCUGUGCCAGCUGCCACCAUUUCUGCUACAGCAACUGUUCCUGCCCUCCCCCCUAUGCAGUAUGCUAAUGCCCCUGGAUCUUCUCUUGCAAAAAAAGAUGCAAGGAAUAGUGCAGUUGAUCGAAGAAAGAGAAAGAAAGAAGGCUAACUUGACAUAUCAUACAUACUAACAGCAAUGGAAAAUAUAUCAGUUGAGGAGGAUUGUCAAGAACUGAAAAAAGACAGAAACAAGAUUCCAACUCUCACUGACAUUAUCGUCCUAGGAUCUUCGGGACUGUCUCAGACAUUUUGAGUGGACAUUGAAAUUCAGUUAGAUUUGACAAUGUCAUGGACUUUUGAAGUUCAGAUAGUUGUCAUUGUACUUGCAUUUUACCCUCUUGAAUAGUCUGUUGAUGGUAUAGGGAGGGGAAAUGUGUGUUAGACAAUUUAUGUCUUCUCUUGACAGAUUGGAGUAACUUAAUGGCCUAUUUUCAGAAUGUGGUUAACAACAAUUUGUUUAUGAGUAGUAUUCUGAUGGUUUGUUUUAGUUUAGUUGAAUGAUUUGUACUGUCGUGGCAUUUAUUGUUGUUGGCCUUGAAAGUCCUA
Messenger RNA from Argentina anserina (silverweed cinquefoil), 1143 nucleotides. RefSeq names its product mediator of RNA polymerase II transcription subunit 31. NCBI's taxonomy places the organism in Eukaryota, Viridiplantae, Streptophyta, Magnoliopsida, Rosales, Rosaceae. Gene Ontology annotation, biological process: regulation of transcription by RNA polymerase II. Gene Ontology annotation, cellular component: mediator complex; core mediator complex. Gene Ontology annotation, molecular function: transcription coregulator activity. The transcript has 7 exons. Bases 107 to 706 code for a protein of 199 amino acids. The record is from RefSeq and is a predicted model, not a curated record.